AUGGGCUUUAAAGACUCUCCUCACGACGAUGCUGCCGCUUCCCCUGACCGCACGUUGAUGCGGAGCGCUCCGCCGUGUUCGGGGGAGGAUUCCGCGGGGGCAGACUCCGCGGGAGCGGACUCCGCGGGAGCAGACUCCGCGGGAGCGGGCUGCGCGGAAGCAGACUGCGCGGAUUUCGACCUCACGCUGCAGCCAUGCGCGCGUGAAAUAAUCUCCCAGCUGAGGAGAAGGCGCGGUGGCACUGCCAGUGGGAGCGGCGAGCUCGAGCGCGGGGCAGCGGCAGCGCGCGGGUGGAGGGGGAGCGGGUUCUUCUCGCGGCUGCCCGACAACCUGUGCGGCAAGAUCGCGUCGUUCAUCGUGCACGCUAAGAGCCUCGUCGCCUUCCGCUCCACCUGCUCCUACCUCCGGCGCGUGGUGCGGGUGGGCGGGGCGCUGGUGUUUCUGGCGGACGACUUCCCCCACAGGGAGGCGGCGGAGAGGGGCAUCGCGCAGGCGCUGCUGCAGGCCACAGCCGCCGUCACCUCGCUCUACGUCGAAGCCCCCCCCGCCUUCGACCCCUUCCAGGAGCUGGCGGUGAUGACGUGGUGCCUGGCGUGUCGCAACUCUCUCGAGGAGCUCACACUUGUCGAUGGCACAGCAGAUGCCUCCACACUCCGCGCCCAGGCGCUCGCUGCUGCCAUGGCUGCUGCUGCUGCCGCCCCUGCUGCUCUCCCUGCAGCAGCAAAUCCCGAAGCAGCUAGAAACGGCAGUACUGCUAGCACCAGUGCCACCACCACUCCUGCUGCUGCUGGGUCGAGACAAAGGGAGAGUGAAAGACAGAGCCAGGGUUUUGAAAACGGCGGAGACAUUGGUCGAGACAGCAGCGACAGCGAAGGCAAUGGCGGCGGCGGUGGCAGGAACGGUGCUGCUGCUGUCACUGCCGCCACACUCCCACCGCCCUACCACGUCAACGUUUACCGUGCAAACGAGCGGGCCGAAGAGGAAGAAGAAGAGGUGGAGGAGCAGCCACAGGAGUGGAAAUUAGAGCACGCAUCGCGCUGCCGCAACCUGCGCCAGCUCUACCUCGAGAACGCCGUUUUCGACUGCGUCUCCACGCUCCACCGCUGCUCCCCCUUCGCCUCCCUCAUCCACUUGACCCUCGCCAAAGCGGUGGUGGCGGGGGACAUGGUGGGGGAUCUGCUGGCGUGCUGCCCGCGGUUGCAGGAGCUCACGCUGCUGCUGUGCUCGGGGAUCGGCCCUCUUGAUCUCAUGCACGCGCCGUGUGCUGCACUCAAGAGGUUUGAAGUCAGAUUGAGUAACCGUGCAGCGAGGAAGGACGCCUGCCUGGAGCUUCUCCGGCUGAACGCCCCUAAUCUUGAGGACCUAGAGCUGGAGGUGGACUGGGCGCCGGAGGGGCGGUUGGAGCAUGAGCUGUGGGGCGACAUUCGAAUCGAGUCGGGGCGGCUGAGGCGCAUGUCGCUGGAGCUCGCUGCUGGCUUCCAAUUUCAUGCAAACCCUGAUGCGUUCAGCCGACUCACCGAACUCAAGUUGACAGGUGACGACUGGAGUUGGGGAACAGUGAGGGCAAUUCUCGACCUUUGUGCUCUGUCUCUCGAGGAGCUCUCCCUGACGUGCUACAUCGACCCGCUCACAGCGGCCUCCAUCGACACGGCCACGGCAUUCUUCUCCUCGCUGCCCUCGCUGCGCUUCCUGCUGCUCUGCCCCUCCGUCUACUACGUCAUGAUCGCCACACUGGGCGACACUAAAGUUAUUCGGGCGCCCAGCCUAGAAGAAUUCCAUGUGGAGUAUCACGACCACGCCAUGGCAGUCAUCGCCUUCCUCGCUGCUCUCCUGCGAGGCAGCCCGCGCCUGCGGUGCAUCCAGCCCAUGGUCACCGUGCCUCAAGAACCGGGCACCGACUUGUUGGGAGACAAGGACUUUCGGCAGGCCAUCGCCCGCCUCCAGGCCGAGUUCCCCCGCGUGUCGUUCCCGUCUGUCUGGCAACUGACUUGA
Molecule: messenger RNA, 1992 nt
Organism: Closterium sp. Naga37s-1
Lineage: Eukaryota; Viridiplantae; Streptophyta; Zygnematophyceae; Desmidiales; Closteriaceae
Source: the annotation of a GenBank genome assembly